CCCCCCAAAAAGCGACAUGAUCCUUAAUUCCUCUACUGAAGAUGGAAUUAAAAGAAUCCAAGAUGACUGCCCCAAGGCUGGCAGGCACAGUUACAUAUUUGUUAUGAUCCCUACUCUCUACAGUAUCAUCUUUGUGGUGGGAAUAUUUGGAAACAGCUUGGUGGUAAUUGUCAUUUACUUUUACAUGAAGCUGAAGACUGUGGCCAGUGUUUUCCUUCUGAAUCUCGCCCUGGCUGACUUAUGUUUUUUGUUGACUUUGCCACUGUGGGCAGUCUAUACCGCUAUGGAAUACCGGUGGCCCUUCGGCAAUCACCUGUGUAAGAUCGCUUCGGCCAGUGUCAGUUUCAACCUGUAUGCCAGUGUGUUUCUCCUCACGUGUCUCAGCAUCGAUCGCUACCUGGCCAUUGUCCACCCGAUGAAGUCUCGCUUCCGCCGCACGAUGCUGGUGGCCAAAGUCACCUGCAUCAUCAUCUGGCUGAUGGCUGGCUUGGCCAGUUUGCCAGCCAUCAUCUACCGAAAUGUAUAUUUCAUCGAAAACACUAAUAUCACAGUUUGCGCUUUUCAUUAUGCGUCUCAGAACUCCACACUCCCCAUUGGACAGGGUCUAACGAAAAACAUUCUGGGCUUCGUGUUCCCUUUCUUUAUCAUUCUCACCAGCUAUACUCUUAUUUGGAAAGCCCUAAAGAAGGCUUAUAAAAUUCAGAAGAACACGCCAAGAAAUGAUGACAUCUUUAGGAUAAUUAUGGCAAUUGUGCUUUUCUUUUUCUUUUCCUGGGUUCCCCACCAAAUAUUCACAUUUCUGGAUGUGCUCAUUCAACUGGGUGUCAUCCGUGACUGUGAAAUUGCUGACAUUGUGGACACUGCUAUGCCCAUCACCAUCUGCAUAGCUUAUUUUAACAAUUGCCUGAACCCUCUGUUUUAUGGCUUUCUGGGGAAAAAAUUUAAAAGAUAUUUCCUCCAGCUUCUGAAAUAUAUUCCCCCAAAGGCCAAGUCACACGCAGGCUUGUCAACAAAAAUGAGCACUCUUUCCUAUCGCCCUUCAGAUAACAUGAGCUCCUCUGCCAAGAAAUCUGCGUCUCGUUUUGAAGUGGAGUGAGAGUGUUCAAAGCCUGCUGGUGACAAUAGAAGCCAGAGCAGGAUUUGGCUAGACAGCUCACUCACUAUCAAAGGAACACUCAACCUCCAGUCCUUUCAGAGUUGAAGCAGAGAAAGGACUCAGUGGACUGUAUGUGCUUUCUAAAGUGCGAACAAAGGCUUUUUAUUUUUUCCACUUUAGAACAAAUGGGAGCAAAGCCACUGCUACCCACCUAUUUUGUUGACUGGAUAAUAACUACUUCUAAGGACAAUGUCAGAAAUUGAGUGACUGCAUUGAUUUGGGGGGGGGGGGGGGAUAUGCUGGCAGAAAUGUAAUGUCUCCAGUCCCCUCUCAAUUCUGUUACUUUUGAUUUCCACAUGAAGGUAUUUAGAAGGUAUUAAAUCUGUAGACAAGCAAAAAGGAGAUGGGAGGUCAAGAGUUUCCAAGGGACAGGGAAGCACUCCACCUGUUUAGCUACCUGUGACUCUGACACCAUUGUCCAUGAUACUACACAUCUGUGCUAAGCUUUGCUAGGCAGUAGUCAUCACCUUUUAAAACUUUUUGUGAAGUUCAUCCAGUAUCUUAAGAAUUCAAAGCAAUGUGACAAAAACAAUGCCCACAGACCAGCUUACCUGCAGGAUGUAUUACUGCAGUCACAGAGCCAAACUGCUCCUAAAGCUGUGACGCUGUCCCAGGUAAUUGUGUCUUCCUAGUU
This is a messenger RNA of Arvicanthis niloticus (Nile rat), 1790 nucleotides long. RefSeq names its product angiotensin II receptor type 1 (gene Agtr1). Gene Ontology annotation, biological process: calcium-mediated signaling; regulation of vasoconstriction; neutrophil chemotaxis. The record is from RefSeq and is a predicted model, not a curated record. Gene Ontology annotation, molecular function: angiotensin type II receptor activity; C-C chemokine binding; C-C chemokine receptor activity. Lineage: Eukaryota; Metazoa; Chordata; Mammalia; Rodentia; Muridae. Gene Ontology annotation, cellular component: external side of plasma membrane; membrane.